CAAUUUCAUUCUGCUCAAACGCUUUUUUUCCUCUCUCUCUCUAGGUGUAGUCAAAAACAGAGCUGUGGUAUUGGUGUUUCAAGUACAAUUUUUGGUGAUCCAUGCCCUGGUACAUUAAAAUAUUUAGAAGUCCAAUACCAGUGUGUUGCACCUGGUUAUUUUACGAGUACUACUAGAAAAACGUUGAUCACAAAUAGCUCUUCACCAUCAGACUUUGACAUCGCUCCUGACACUACAUUAGGUACUGUCGUAGAUAUCUUAGGUGAUCCUGAUGUCACAGUUCCUGUCACAACCCCAUCCAGUAGCAGCAGCUCUGCAUCUCCCACAACAACCACACAGAAAUAUUCCCAACAAAGUAUAAGCCUAGUCACAUCAGCUUCAGAACCGUUCACUGAACCAGCAACAACUAUACGUACAAGUACUGGACCAAAUGCACCUCCAAAUCAUUGUCCACCAGUUCUCAUAAGUGACAUCCAGUGGAACUGGACAAAAGCUGGUACUCAGGCAAUCCAUAGAUGUCCUGGUGGUGCUACAGGUCUUGCUAGAUGGCAGUGUGCAAGUGAUCCUGUAAGGUGGUUAACGCCUUAUCCUGAUUUACGUGAAUGCAGAUCUGGCUGGGUGGUAAAUUUGAAGAAGAGAAUUGAAUCCGGAGAAUCCAUUAAUAGUGUAGCUGCACAACUUGCACUCAUGAGUUUGAUUAAGCCUUUGUAUGCUGAUGACCUCAAAGACAUAGCUGAAGUUAUACAACAAACAUUAUCUAGAGCUAUUAAUGGAAUGGAAAACUUUCAUGAUUUAUGGCAUCGCUAUCAUGUUUUGAGAGAAUUAUUGCAGUCCUUGAUGGUAACAAUAAGCAAUCUCCUGAAGCAAGGUCAGAGUGCUUGGAAAGAUCUAACUGCACCUGACCGUCGAAGAGUUGCUUCUUCUUUAUUAGAUGGGUUAGAAGAAAGUGCUAUGUUAUUAGCUCAGGCAUCUGGAAAAGAAGACUCUUUUACUUUAGCUGAAGCAAAUGUUUUUCUAUCUGUCCAAGUGCUGAAUGCUAGAACAUCAUCACCUUUUCAGUUUCCAAUGCCAAAUUAUUUUCGUGGUGAGACUGGUGAAACUGCUUGGGUUAGAAUGGAUGAUACUUUUGUUUUACCUGCUCAGGCACUGUUAGAUAUAUCAAAACAUGGUCUUGCAAAAGUUGUAUUUGUUGUGUAUAGUGGUGUAGGAGAAAUUCUGAAACCAGAACCUGGGUACCUCUCACGUGGUGGGAAAGGAAAUUCCAGCUGGCGUAUUAAUUCUAAAGUUAUUGCUGCUGUUAUUGGUAAAGAAGAAAUGAUAAGAUUAUCUCAGCCUGUGAUAAUAACAUUUAGACAUUUAGAGGAGGAAAAUAUGACUAACCCAUUAUGUGUAUUCUGGGAUUUUGAUAUUAGGGAAUGGUCUAGUGUUGGCUGUUGGGUCCAAACUACCAAUGCAACUCACACUUCAUGUGCAUGUAAUCAUCUCACAAAUUUUGCUGUAAUGAUGGAAGUGGCCAGUGUGAAAGAAGUAGCUGUUGCUCAAGAUGUUUUGCAUGUGACAAUCACAGUAGGGUGUGGAAUUUGCAUCAUCUGCUUAAUCCUCACUAUUGUACCAAUAUUUCUUUUAAGGAGCUUGAGAGGUGACACUGUUACUGUUCACAGAAAUAUAUUUCUCUGUUUACUACUGACUGAAAUUGUUCUCAUAAUGGGCAUUGAACAAACAUGGGAACCAAUUUUGUGUGCAAUACUUGCUGCUGUUUUGGACUACUUACUUCUGGCUACCAUUUGCUGGGCCUUUCUUGAAUGCUUUCAACUAUAUGUUGAACUUGCAGAUAUCUCACAGCCUCAGAAAUCUCGAUGGGGAUGGUACUAUGGUCUUGCAUACUCUGUACCAGCAAUUAUAGUCAGCAUUGCUGCAGUGGUAGAUAGUAAAAGCUAUGGAACUGAUCGCCUUUGCUGGUUGCGUUCUGAUAAUUACUUCAUUUUUAGUUUUAUAGGACCUGCUAUUGGGAUUUAUUUUGGUGGCAUGGUAUUUCUUUGUGUAGCAAGCUGUAUAUUGUAUCAUCAUUCAAGUCUUACUACUGCCAUUAAAGGGAAAGAAGAAGCAAAAUUAUCAAAGAUCAAGUCACAUAUUCGACGAGCUGUAUUACUGAUGUGCAUACUUGGGCUGACUUGGACUACAGGCUUGUUAUAUUUGCACCAAGAAACUCUUACCCUUGCAUAUGCCUUUACAAUACUCAACUCCGGCCAAGGAAUUUUUAUAUUAGCCUUUUACUGUAUAACAGAUGAAAAGAUGCCAAUUAUUAGGCCCUCUCCACCGUUCAAAAGGAAAUCUCCCACCACCUGCAGCACUCACUCCUGGUUCCCCUGGGCCAACACAGUGUGGGUAAUCCCUGCCCUCCCCUCUCUGUAUGCACUCAUAGUCCCUCAGGAGGAAUGUCAGGAAGUAGAAAGCCCAAUCAAGCAAGGAAAUUGCUCUGUCAACCUCACUUCCACAACACUAGGUCCCCUAUAUACUACAUCAACCAGCAACCCAAUCGAGGAGAACCAUACGGCUGAAAUUCCUAAAGUGCAACAGGAGUUUUAUGGACCUCUACAGAAAAGUGCUGAGGUUUAUGAUCCAAACAAUGGCCGAGCAAUUGAUCAUCAAGAAUCCCCUUGCAAAGUGUGGCUGCCUUAUGAGUGGCAGCCUCGUAUGGAUCGACAAUAUUUGGGCACUGGUGAUUUAUAUGGUCCAUUUAGUGAGCACAUUUAUGAGAGUGUUGAUGGGGAUUAUGGAUUUUCUGGACAUCCAAGAUCCCUUGGUGGUGAAUACUGCUAUCGUUCAGAUGUGAGUCAACAUUCAUCCUCUAGUUAUGGAUAUGAUCAGCGACCACUUCUCAUUCUCCCUCGUCAUCCUGGGCAUGGGGAGUAUGGAACAGGCCGACGACACUCUCCUGAUAAGCAUCGAAGGCGCCAUAGAAACCACAGAAGGUCAGUGGAUGACACAAAAACUGAUAAUAUAUCCACUGUAAUUGUUGAGCAGGACAGAGUUGUUCCUGAGGAGAGAAAUGAUCAACAAUCUGAAGAACAUGAAUGGAAUCUUCCUGACUUAUUGCGUUGUCCAGUAGAUAACACUGUGGUGAUGGCCGUCCUAGAUGGCGAAAAAGUAGUCAGUCGUGUUCAACCUGAAUGCCCUCAUUAUAAUCUUAGUACUUACUGUUGAUAAUAAGCCUAAUGUAUAUAUUUCGUGUACAUAUAAAAAUCCUGUGGCAGCCUCCAUUGCACGGAGGCAAGUUUAUGCUCUGCCGUAACUAGGAACUGUCAAAUUUGGCCUGCUGAGCUUUUGUGAUGCUAUAAUAUUCCAUAAUGCCUCACUGACUGAAUAUGCUUUGCUUGAAGAACUAUAUUGUCUAAAAGCUCAAUGAUAAAAAAAAAAAAAAAAAAAAAAAAAAAAAAA
Messenger RNA from Stegodyphus dumicola, 3438 nucleotides. RefSeq names its product latrophilin Cirl-like. The record is from RefSeq and is a predicted model, not a curated record. Gene Ontology annotation, cellular component: plasma membrane. NCBI's taxonomy places the organism in Eukaryota, Metazoa, Arthropoda, Arachnida, Araneae, Eresidae. Gene Ontology annotation, molecular function: G protein-coupled receptor activity; carbohydrate binding. Gene Ontology annotation, biological process: cell surface receptor signaling pathway; G protein-coupled receptor signaling pathway.